AUGUCUUUUCCGCGCUGUUUCUUAAGAGAGAGACGCAUCACGCCCGCCACCCUCGUAACCGCAGCUGUCGUCGGCGCCGUCGGCUUCUACUCCUUCCGACGCGUUUUCACUUCCGACGCCCACGCCGAAAGCCCUCGCAAGAUCUGUCCCCUGCAGCAACAGGGCGAGCAGAAAUCCAUGGCAGGACCCUUUGGACGUCUUGGAUUCACCACCCUUCGGUUGCAGAGCGUCCAGGUGGUGAACCACAACACCAAGCGCCUACUCUUCGAACUUCCUGAGUCGAGUUCGCUAGCUCGGUUGCCCUUGACCUCCUUCAUCCUCACUUUCCACAAGCCAGCGGGAAGCAUAUUCCCCGUCAUCAGGCCCUAUACACCAAUUAACCGCCAAGAUGAUACGGGCCACAUCGAGUUUCUCGUGAAGAAGUAUCCCAACGGAAGAGCCAGCGGCCACAUGCACUCGCUUAAACCUGGCGACUCUCUAUCCGUCGCAGGCCCCAUGCGCGGAUACUCCUGGAGAGUCAACGAGUGCGACCAAGUCAACCUAAUCGCCGGUGGUGCCGGCAUCACGCCUAUCUACCAGCUGCUGCAAGGUAUCUUGAACAACGAGGAGGAGAAAACCAAAGUGAAGCUCAUCUUCGGCGUCAACACCGACCAGGAUGUCCUCCUGAAAGAUGAGCUUGAUGCCUUUGAGCGUCGAUUCCCUGAUCGCUUCAAGGUCGUGUACACCAUUUCGAAACCUUCCGGAAACUCGCCGUUCAGGCAAGGCCGCGUGACGAAGGAGCUUCUGAAGGAGGAGCUUGUUGAGAAUGGAAAGGUUUUCGUUUGCGGACCGCCCGCUAUGGAAGCGUCGUUGAUGGGGACCAGAGGCCGUCCCCCUGACAUCCUCUCCGCCAUUCUGUCUCAUCGUGUAUUCUACGGAGCUUUCAAGCAGCACCAGAAAUCGAUCAUAUCGGACCUUGUCAAGAAUAUGAUUCCACCGAGCUUGUUAGCGUACGCCCUGCUACUUCUUUAUUCCUCCAAAAUCAAGCCCCAUGACGCCGAUGGAGUCACAGCAUUUCUAGGGCAAUACCGAAAAGGAAUGUCCAGCACUGAAGUGACAUGCCGUCUCUCGAAUCUCUCCCACUCCGAUGUCUCUAUCAUCAUCAAGAACUGGGCAGCAGCUCAGGCUCUCUGCAAACUUUAUGCCACGGAAGCCCUCCGAGAACUAGAGGAUAGGACAGGGAUCAAGCAUAGCGGAACACUGUCCACAAACGAAGAGAAGCGGAUUUACCGUGCCAUUUUCCGAUACCAAAUCUUGUGGAACCUAUGUGAUAGCCAAACGCCCCACGAAGCGGCGUUUGAAGAGCCAAUCGAUGCUUUCUUUGCCACUCAUUCACCUUGGGUGAACAAGCAGCUGAGCCAUUUCUUCUACUUCAUAGAGGUAAAGACACACGACGCAUUUAUGGAGAUGGCAACUUACGACAUAAAUUGGGCCGGCUGCUUCGAUUGGAUUCCCGGUCCGGCGGGAGUCAACGACUUUCCAGAUCUUAAACGAGGCACGGACCUGUCCUUCCUCGUAAAGUUGUGCGAAGCGAAGUCUUACAGCGAGUGGAGAACCCUCAUUCAACCUGGUUCCUCUCCGGCAGCGACCACGAUGAAAAGGGGAAGAUGCAUGACAUUCAUGUCCUCCGCUCCUCCCCUUUCCUACUACGCAUCUCACCAGUCGCCUACUGACGAUCAAACCACCGCCGAGAAUGAGGAACCUCUACUGGAAGACUUCAGCGGCGUGGAAUUCCCGAAGGACGACUUCGACGACAGAGUUGGCUCGAGAGCAUUUGACAUCUGGCACCGAGGGCGUCUCCACGUCAAUCCGGGCACAGGCAUAAUAAGGCAUGUGUACGACCAUAAGUAUCAAGGAUUCGGCUACGUUAUGUGGGACUACGAAGGGCUCGAGACCAGUGCAGUGCAUGAAAAGAUUAUAACAGCGAAGCCUCCUCUUGUCCCCCAUUUUACCAGCUCGUUUCAACGCAGGCUUCAGCUUGUCCACGAUACUCUCCAGGAGAGACGCGAUAUUCUGCGCUUAGGCGGUCGUGGGUAUUGGAAGGAUAGGGAUUUUAGCAGGGUUGAUGGACUAUCUGAAGAGGACAUCUCGUUCUUGGAAGAGGUGUGGGAGGACCGCAAAAGACAGAGUCUUGACUAG
Scedosporium apiospermum is the source of this 2178-nucleotide messenger RNA. RefSeq lists its product as uncharacterized. The record is from RefSeq and is a predicted model, not a curated record. Bases 1 to 2178 code for a protein of 725 amino acids. Gene Ontology annotation, molecular function: cytochrome-b5 reductase activity, acting on NAD(P)H. Lineage: Eukaryota; Fungi; Ascomycota; Sordariomycetes; Microascales; Microascaceae. Gene Ontology annotation, biological process: ergosterol biosynthetic process. The transcript is spliced from 6 exons.